Molecule: messenger RNA, 4017 nt
Organism: Penaeus chinensis
Lineage: Eukaryota; Metazoa; Arthropoda; Malacostraca; Decapoda; Penaeidae
Product: oxidoreductase NAD-binding domain-containing protein 1-like
Exons: 6
Coding region: 83-1006 (307 amino acids)
Cellular component (GO): mitochondrion
Molecular function (GO): oxidoreductase activity
Source: RefSeq, a predicted model, not a curated record
CUGACGUUAACCGCACCGUGUCUGCAGACGAAACUUACCUAAUUGUCCGAGGUCGAGCGUUUCAACUGCAUCCUCUGAUAACAUGAAGCAGGGACUUUAUCUGAUGCGUAAAUGUCGAAAUCUUAACAAAAAUUGGAUGGCUAGAUCCCUCUCAAAUGCCCCACCUGAAGUGGAUACAGGUGUUAGUACUGAAACAGAAAAGGCAAGUGCUGGAAAACAUCUGAAGUUUACAGCUACAAGCCCCCGACAGCCAGUCGUUGCAACAGCAGUAGUGACUGAGGUCAGACUGGAAUCCCCAGCAGUAAGAGGCAUAACCCUUCAAGUUGAUAAUCCAGAUUUCAGCUUCAAGGCUGGUCAGUGGAUUGACAUGUUUAUUCCAGGCAUAGAAACAAUUGGUGGGUUUUCUAUGUAUUCAUCCCCAAACCAGCUUGCUGAAAAAGGAACCCUGGAGCUUGGCAUUAAGUUUUCAAAAUGGCCACCUGCAUUUUGGAUCCAUGAUCAAUGCAAAAUUGGGUCAUCAGUUGCCAUCCGAGUUGGAGGAGACUUCUGUUUUGCCCCUGAAAUUGGGGACCCCUCAUAUGACCUACUUCUGAUUGCUGGUGGUGUGGGACUAAAUCCCCUGGCCUCAAUAUUUAGUUAUGCAAGUCAUCUACAUAAAUUAUACCAAGAAAACCAUGAAGAAUAUUGUCCUGGAAAAAUAAAGUUAUUAUAUUCAGCCAAAACAUUUGAAGAUUUGUUAUACAAGGAAGUGUUAGAUACAAUAUCUUCUAAUAAUCCCAACAUGGAAGUUCAAUAUUUUACGACUAGAAGUAUGCCACCAAAGUCCAGUAAUGCAAAAUAUGGACAUAUAACACAGGAAGACUUGAAGAGUGCAGUGGAAUCUCUAGACCUAUCAGUGUUAAAGACAUUUAUUUGUGGACCACCUCCUAUGAUUGAAAAAGUAAAUGAAAACCUCUUGGCAAUUGGUUUAGCUCAGAAUCAGCUGAUAUACGAGAAAUGGUGGUAGCUUUUAUUUUGAACUGAAUAUCAUGCAGGGUUUUUGUAAGAAUUCAUAUAUCAUUGGACUGUAUAUCAAUUACCUUUUAUAGGACUGAGUUUUAUAUAUCAACAUUUAUUUAUAAUAGAAGGUGAGUUCUGCUAGUAAGGGUCUCAUAUGUUAUCAGAUUACUGAGACAAUAAGCUCAGUAAGUUAUUUGAUGCUUUUAAAGUAAAUUAUAAAAUCUGGGCCAAUGAUACUUCAAACAUUAUCAUUGUAUUUCAAAACCUUUUCGUGUAGAACACAAAAAGGCUUCGAAAUACAGUGAUAUUGUUUGAAGUAAUUGUUGUUGUUGAUAUUCAUAAUUAUGUCCUUUGUAGAUGAAUUUAUACAGCAGUCAAUGGUCAGUGCUCACAGAAAAUGUAUAUUGUGAUGCAGAUAUUUAUUGAAAGUGUAAUUCAGUAUCAUAUUCAAAAGAUCUUUUAUUUAAAAAUUAUUUUGAAUAUGAUUUAAAAUCUUUCUUUAUACCUUUGGUAAUGCAUCAUAUCCCUGUAUAUACUAUUAAAUAUGUACAUAUUAUUUCUGUUAUAAGAAACUUAAUGAUUGCACAUCUAAGAAGCCAAGAUUGCUAGGACAGAAAUAUAAAAAGUUGACUCAUCUAUUGAAAGAUCAACAAUGGAGACACCCUAGGCUGCUCCUUUAAUAAUAUUGAGGAAUGUAGUCACAUUUUACAGUUUCGAAUGUUUACUGUAAUAUAAAAUAAUAUGCAAUGAUGUGAGAACACAAAAAGAUUAUUAUUUGAUUGUGGAUACAUAAACACACUAUUUUAUCACCCGAAUAGUAGUUAUGGAAAAAUAAUUUUGUGUAUUGAGCCAUUAUAGUUUGAUCAUUAAAAAAAUGCAUUUUGAUAUCUAGAUUUCUUUUGCAUGUUAUAGAGUACAAAAUUGUUAUUUGUCACAUAUAAUUUUAACAGGGCAACCCCUUAAAGUCGUAAACAGACUUUUGGACAUUGCGCCAUACCAUCCCAGAGGUCUAAUUUAUCCCGAAAUUACCUAAAAAAUAUUCUUCACUUUCAUCAACUCUACGGGAAGGUUGUACCAUGCUCCGGUUUAUAAAUUUCAGUCAGUUCUAAGCCUAGUAACACCAAGGCAGGACAUCAUCAGGAUUCCUCCUGUGUCCUGGACAAUAUUACGGGGAUAAAUCCCCUCACCUGGGUUUUCCUUACACCUAUAGUGUGUGUAGUGUGUGGGUGUACAUUCACCAAAUUGUGUCAGAUAUUAUGGUCAAUGCAUCUAGAAAAAAACAGCGUUUAGUUAAAAUUACAGCUACAUAGUAUAGUGCCAGAGUAACAGGGUGCUGUACGAAUGACCGUUGGUGACAGCACUUGACCUGACACUCGCACCCUCCCUGCACAGGAAUGUAGGGAGUUGAUCAGCAGUGGACAACCACUUCCGUGCUGUACCAAUGUAAUACCAACUACCACCCCCUCAACACUCCACUCUAUGGGAGAGAUUGAUUCCACUGAGCAUAGGGAUAUGAACAGUAUGGAUUCGCCUUUCAACCCAGAUGCUGAUGACGAGGGAUUCAAACUCAUUCAGACAAAAAAGAAGAAAAUGAAGACCUCAUCAUGUGACUCCAGGAACUUCACUGACAAACCAACCAGAGAAAAGACCAAACAACACGAACCCAUCCCCCCCGGGACAGGUACAUUAAACUGGCCUUUCUGGAGGACAUGUCUACUGUAAAUAAAAUCAGGUGGAUGAGGGAGGUCAGCCAAGAGGCAGGCCCGCUUGACAUGGUGCAGGAGAAAUGGACAUCCUCUCACUAUGUCUACGUACGUACGACGGGAACAACAAAACUACGUGGCCCUGAUGGUUAAUGGCACUUUCUCUCCAGAACAAAGCAAAAGAUACGGGGAAUACCUGGUUACCAGGUUUCCGAAGGAGGCCGUCUGGAUGUUUUAAAAUUCAGAGGAUUUACAAGGACGGACAGCCCUUAAAUAGGAUCAUCAUUGCAUGGAGAGGAGAGCCACCACCAUCUAAAGAAUUACAAGGUUACAAAGUAAAUUAUCUCACUAACUGUUCGGAUUUCUAUUGGGAUGUACCACACAACAUUGCUUCACAGAGUACUUUUCAAGCUCUAAUCCAGGGAAGCACAGUGUUUUGCUUGACAUCAAGUCAGCUUUUGACAUUGCUAACAGAGAAGUUAACCUAUAACAAUUAGUAAGCUUUGUCAUUUGGGGUAAAUUAUUGAGCUGGAUAAGAAUGUAUCUUUCGAAUAGAUCUGUGUCCUGUUCAGGAGAGCAAGUUCUUUUGAACUUGGGAUGCCGCUGGGAGGAGUUCUCAGCCCCAGGCUCUUAAGUGUCUUCAUGCACAAGCUAUUGGCAGAUAUUCCACUUGGGGAUGCUGAAUCCAUUAUAUGCUAUGCUGAUGACAAUUCGUCAGAACAUUAUAACAAAAUAGGAUGCAAAGAAUUCUCAACAAUCUCACAGGAAGGGCUCAUGAGUGUGGAUUAGUCAUCUCCGCUGAGCAAACAAUGGCUCUCAACCCAUGUAUCAUACCCUUACCCACUUUUCGCAUAGGUGACCAGGAGCUUGACAUGUGUCAUAAGCAUAAAUACCUCGGGGUGAUCGUAAAUGAUCCAGACCUGAUCCAUUCCCUUAAGAAGAGACUGGGAGAGAUUGAAACCGUUAAAAGUUCUUGUCGGAAGAGAACGUGGCAUCAAUGUUAAGCUCGCUAGACUGUUUUACUUGGCAUUUAUAAGGUUAGUAGUAGACUACCAUGCAAUGCACUUGUUGCAGUGUAAGGAAUCAGAAAUAAAUAGCUUGGAGGUAGUGCAAAAGGAAACUAUGAGUAUUAUCCCCGGCGCCCCAAGAACAGCAAGGAUAGGUAGUGCAAAAGGAAACUAUGAGUAUUAUCCCCGGCGCCCCGAGAACAGCAAGGAUAGGUAGUGCAAAAGGAAAUUAUGAAGAUUAUCCCCGGUGCCCCAAGAACAGCAAGGAUAGUGAACAUGAGGUCAGAAUUAAACCUAACAUCCAUUUC